UCGUGCCCUCAGAGGAGGGGCGGCCCGGGAGCCCCAAAGUUUCCCCGAAGAUAGUUCUCAGUAGGGCGGCUGGAGUCCCCGUGAGCGAGACCCAGCUCCACGGCCAGGGGCGCCGUGGUCACCGGGGGCGCCACGGUCGCGGCCAGGCGCGGGCGUCCAGGACAGUCACGCUCCGAGGCGGGAGAAGCCCUGGCCCGGGAAGGCGGUUCGGCCGAGAAUGAGUGGUGGCGUCUGGAAGGGCGUUUCAGCGGAGGGGACGCACCGGAGGCCGCCGGUGGCCCUGCCCUGCCCCGCACCGCACCUGGCAGGAGCGUGGGAGGAGGAGCGAAGCGGGCCCGACCCGGAUGCCUGGCCGCCGGCUCCGAUGCUUUAAGUGCGGCGCUCGCGGCUGGGGGAGCGCAGACGGGGCAGGGCCCAGGACGCGGCACACAGUUUUGUGCAGGGUUUCCGGCGUGACACGGACGGUGUGUCCUGGGAAUGGUGUUAUUUUGCUUCUGACCCGUGUGUACGCGGGUCCGCAGGAAACUGGAGUCCCAACAGGUGAUCUGCCGAUUGCCGGCCGUGGGCCGGGCCUUCUCAGGGGCAGCAGGCAGCCGGGGCCCAGAGGUUCCGCGGGAGGGGCGCACUGACAGGCGACGUAGAAACAGGAUGAAAGUCAGAGACUGACUGUCGCGGAGUAAAGACAGGGUGACGGACUCGGAUUGCUGGCGGGCCGGGCCUCGCCGCAGAGGCCGCCUUCCAGCUGAGCAGAGGGAAGGGGCUCCCGUGUGGGCCUGUGCGGGGCGGGGCCGGUGCGCUCCCCCCGCCAGGCUCAGGCUCAACAGCUGACUCCCCGGGAGAAGCCUUUGAGGAGAGCGCUGAGGUGCUGUCACCCCGUUUCGCAGGUUGGAACGAGGGGCCGCCCUGGCCGUCCUGCUCGAAAGUGGCCGGACUGGACUCUGAAGGGAGGUUGCGCUUCCUCACGUCUCUGUGACCGUCUCCUUGAGACGUGGAGAGCCGCUGCCGGCGGACGGGCGUCUGCAGUGGUUCUGCGCGCUCCUCUGGAGGACGCAGGCGUCCGGCCCUAGUGCGUGCGUCCAGGGCUCGCCAGGCGCUCCCACUGCCUCCCCUGCCUCCGUUGGGGCGGGGUGUUCUGCUGGUGAACGCGGCCUGUGGGCAGGUAGGAGCAGACCUGUGCGGGCCCCCAGGACAAGGACGCCUGCUGCUCUAGCUUUCUGCCGGCCGGGCUGUGGCCUGCACCGGGAGGCUGGCCAUCCCGGGGAAUGCGUUCCGGUCCAGCCCGUCCUGAAACACAGGGUUCUCUCACCUGAGUGUGGAAACGCACCUCCUGGGAGCUGGGGCCCCGGGGGCCGUGAGUCAUCAGCUCGGUUCAGUCAUCCGUUCUUCCUGCGUCUCGUGAGGGCAAAGGGCAUUUCCCCGUCCGCUCCUGGACACGCCUGGCCCUCUGCCCGGCCUACGGCGCCAGCGGAGUCAGUUACACCUGGAACGUGGACGUGACGCGGGGCGGCCGCCCAGGUGGUCUCAGUCGCUCGGCUGUAAUUGAAAGUUUCCCCUGGAGGUUGAGGGUCCUGUGGGCCUGCGGACUCCGUAUGGGACAGAGGGUGUCCCGAGCGCUUACCGUGAGGGUGUGACGGGGAAGCAUGGCCCUGGGCAGGUGUGGGUUCACCUUGCGGCCCGUGGGGUCCCUGCGGCCUCUGUGAGCCUCACUGUCCCGUGUGCUUGGGAGGGCUCUGGGUCCAGGAGCGCCGAGGGCCGGGUGAGGAGACUGCGGCUGCCCAGUCGUACAGCGCAGGAGCCUGGGGCACGGACGUGGAGCUGGAGUCUGCGUCUGCUUCCCGGCCCCAACCUUGUCCUGGGGCUCGUCGGGGAGGUGCUGCCCGCAGGUAGUGGGAGGCAGUGCUGAGCGUUCCUGGCGUCUUCAGCAGCACCUCCGUCGUCUGGUCUGUGCUCACGUGGAGAGGCUGAGGUCUGGCACAGCAGCUCCUGACCUUGGGCCAGUGGCGUGGACUGUUUGAGACUCUCGUCCUUAGUGAGAUACGGUUACAGAAUGUCCGAAGGUGACAGUGUUGGAGAUUCGGUCCAUGGGAAACCUUCCGUGGUGUACAGAUUUUUCACGAGACUCGGACAGAUCUAUCAGUCCUGGCUCGACAAGUCCACGCCGUACACCGCCGUGCGAUGGCUGGUGACGCUGGGCCUGAGCUUCGUCUACAUGAUUCGAGUUUACCUGCUGCAGGGUUGGUACAUCGUGACCUACGCCUUGGGGAUCUACCACCUCAAUCUUUUCAUAGCCUUCCUCUCUCCCAAAGUGGACCCUUCCCUGAUGGAGGACUCAGAUGACGGCCCCUCAUUACCAACCAAACAGAAUGAGGAGUUCCGGCCCUUCAUUCGGAGGCUUCCAGAGUUUAAAUUUUGGCACGCGGCGACCAAGGGCAUCCUCGUGGCCAUGGCCUGCACCUUCUUUGAGGCGUUCAACGUGCCGGUGUUCUGGCCCAUCCUGGUGAUGUACUUCUUCAUGCUUUUCUGCAUCACCAUGAAGAGGCAAAUAAAGCACAUGAUAAAGUACCGGUACAUCCCGUUCACGCACGGCAAGAGGACGUACAAGGGGAAGGAUGACGCGGGCAAGACGUUCGCGAGCUAGACGCCCGGCCGGACCGCCGGGGCCCGAGGACGGUUCUGAGCCGUUUUAACAAUGCCUUCUUCCUGCACAUAAAGUACUUGGUUUCGAGGGAGUCGAAUUUUCUUUUUAAAAAGGAGCUUCAAUUAUCUGUAACUGAAAUAUCAGGUUCUUGAAGAAACUGACAUUUAA
This is a messenger RNA of Enhydra lutris kenyoni (northern sea otter), 2806 nucleotides long. RefSeq names its product retention in endoplasmic reticulum sorting receptor 1. Bases 2048 to 2638 code for a protein of 196 amino acids. NCBI's taxonomy places the organism in Eukaryota, Metazoa, Chordata, Mammalia, Carnivora, Mustelidae. Gene Ontology annotation, cellular component: Golgi membrane. The record is from RefSeq and is a predicted model, not a curated record. The transcript has 7 exons. Gene Ontology annotation, biological process: retrograde vesicle-mediated transport, Golgi to endoplasmic reticulum; protein retention in ER lumen.